Drosophila takahashii is the source of this 1327-nucleotide messenger RNA. RefSeq lists its product as uncharacterized. The record is from RefSeq and is a predicted model, not a curated record. Lineage: Eukaryota; Metazoa; Arthropoda; Insecta; Diptera; Drosophilidae.
UGCCAGACAGAUGCUCCAAUAAGUGCUACCGUGCUAACUAAGCUGAAAAUUCCGAGGCAUCUUACCCGAAACAAAUAACAAAGGCAAAACAGUUUAUAUCAAUUGUACUUCAUCCAUUAUUCAAAAAACAAAAAGGCUGGUUGUGAUUGCUCCCGUCGACUGCAUAAUAAAAGCUGGAGUCUAGCCCCGGAGAUUUCUAAAUGGUGAAAACAGUCUCGCGCCUGCCCCUUCCACCGGUCUUCCACGAGCACUAUCAAGAUGAGCAUGCGCACACGUGCUUUGGUCUUCUCCACCUUCUUCGGCAGCUGCCUGGCUAUCGGUCUCCUACUGGUCAGCAUGACCAGUAACCACUGGGUGCGGGCCAGUCCCCGCCGCAACUCCUCGGCAGAGGCCAAGGGCGAGGUCAACUUCGGGCUCUUCUACGGCAAUCAGCACCUGAAUCCCGGAUUUGGCGUGCGCACCUAUUCGGUUGAUGUUUACACCUUUGUCCGCACGGAGAACGGAGAAACCAGCUUCUGGCUCUGGUUGCUUACCACCUUGGGCACCGGCUUUGGCCUCCUUGCCUGCGCAGUGGCCGCCAUCGCCGCUGUCCUGAAAUCAGCCUCUGCGGCCAAGCGGGGCGGCACUAUGGUUUUGCUACUGGCCGCCAACAUAUCAGCUGCGGGGGCCCAGGUGGUGGCAUUUGUGGCAUGGCUGGUGCAGUUUUACAACUACUUCGCCCUAAACGUACUUCUGGCCGAACACCAGCAGCAGCAUUGGUACAGCACUGGACUGGCCUACCUUGGCUACAGCUUCUACCUGGUCGUGAUCUCCACCACGGUGGUGCUGCUCAACAUCGCCGUUCUGCUCUACGCCGAGCGCCGAGAUCUCCGCGACCGCCAAAGCCUGGAGCCGCCAAGUGAGGACAAGAACAAGGCCGCUACAAUGCUGUACUAAGAGAGAGAAGAGAAAUUCGUAAACCAACCUCAAAGCAUCUGCUUGGAAUUUUAAAGAGCAGCGACACAAAGUAAUCUCAGUGGCUCAACUGUUUGUGCCUUACUUAAGGAUGCCUUUUGCUUGCCAACAACAAGGCCCAUUUAUAUACUCAAGAUUAGACUAGAUCUUACUUUUGGCUCUCGCUGAAUAUUCAGCGUCAUAAGAAAACCUAAAGAAAAUGCACGCACUUCACUGCCAGCACGUUCCGAUACAUAUUUAUACAUACCAUUCGUUUUACAUAUAUACUCGUAUGUCUUUAUAUACCUUUUAUUUACUGCUACCGGCAGCCAAGUAUUUUUAUGUGCAUAUUUACAAAUACAACAACAGUCAUUGUUAAAAAAUAGAAAAGAAA